AUGACCGAAAGUUUCAAAGAAAAGAAGAUCGGCUUCGACAUCUGCUUCGCACUAAUUGUUGAACCAAAAAAGGAUCUUCUUUGGAAACUUCGUGUGGGAAACAAACAAAAGAAUCAAGAGAAUCAAGAGAAUCAAGAGAAUCAAGAGAAUCAAGAGAAUCAAGAGAAUUCAGAAAAUCAAGGGAAUCAAGAGAAUCAAGAGAAUCAAGAGAAUCAAGAGAAUCAAGAGAAUCAAGAGAAUCAAGAGAAUCAAGAGAAUCAAGAGAAUCAAGAGAAUCAAGAGAAUCAAGAGAAUCAAGAGAAUCAAGAGAAUCAAGAGAAUCAAGAGAAUCAAGAGAAUCAAGAGACUCAAGAGAAUCAAGAGAAUCAACAGAAUCAAGAGAAUCAAGAGAAUCAAGAGAAUCAAGAGAAUCAAGAGAAUCAAGAGAAUCAAGAGAAUCAAGAGAAUCAAGAGAAUCAAGAGAAUCAAGAGAAUCAAGAGAAUCAAGAGAAUCAAGAGAAUCAAGAGAAUCAAGAGAAUCAAGAGAAUCAAGAGAAUCAAGAGAAUCAAGAGAAUCAAGAGAAUCAAGAGAAUCAAGAGAAUCAAGAGAAUCAAGAGAAUCAAGAGAAUCAAGAGAAUCAAGAGAAUCAAGAGAAUCAAGAGAAUCAAGAGAAUCAAGAGAAUCAAGAGAAUCAAGAGAAUCAAGAGAAUCAAGAGAAUCAAGAGAAUCAAGAGAAUCAAGAGAAUCAAGAGAAUCAAGAGAAUCAAGAGAAUCAAGAGAAUCAAGAGAAUCAAGAGAAUCAAGAGAAUCAAGAGAAUCAAGAGAAUCAAGAGAAUCAAGAGAAUCAAGAGAAUCAAGAGAAUCAAGAGAAUCAAGAGAAUCAAGAGAAUCAAGAGAAUCAAGAGAAUCAAGAGAAUCAAGAGAAUCAAGAGAAUCAAGAGAAUCAAGAGAAUCAAGAGAAUCAAGAGAAUCAAGAGAAUCAAGAGAAUCAAGAGAAUCAAGAGAUUCAAGAGAUUCAAGAGAAUCAAGAGAAUCAAGAGAAUCAAGAGAAUCAAGAGAAUCAAGAGAAUCAAGAGAAUCAAGAGAAUCAAGAGAAUCAAGAGAAUCAAGAGAAUCAAGAGAAUCAAGAGAAUCAAGAGAAUCAAGAGAAUCAAGAGAAUCAAGAGAAUCAAGAGAAUCAAGAGAAUCAAGAGAAUCAAGAGAAUCAAGAGAAUCAAGAGAAUCAAGAGAAUCAAGAGAAUCAAGAGAAUCAAGAGAAUCAAGAGAAUCAAGAGAAUCAAGAGAAUCAAGAGAAUCAAGAGAAUCAAGAGAAUUAA
Molecule: messenger RNA, 1296 nt
Organism: Topomyia yanbarensis
Lineage: Eukaryota; Metazoa; Arthropoda; Insecta; Diptera; Culicidae
Exons: 2
Coding region: 1-1296 (431 amino acids)
Source: RefSeq, a predicted model, not a curated record